Messenger RNA from Pseudozyma flocculosa PF-1, 3870 nucleotides. RefSeq lists its product as uncharacterized. Gene Ontology annotation, molecular function: zinc ion binding; DNA binding; DNA-binding transcription factor activity, RNA polymerase II-specific. The coding region runs from base 1 to 3870 and encodes 1289 amino acids. Gene Ontology annotation, biological process: DNA-templated transcription; regulation of DNA-templated transcription. The record is from RefSeq and is a predicted model, not a curated record. The transcript has 2 exons. Lineage: Eukaryota; Fungi; Basidiomycota; Ustilaginomycetes; Ustilaginales; Ustilaginaceae.
AUGAGCGCUCCCGACGUCGCAGCUCCACGCCACGCGGCGCCGACUGUCCAGGCUCAGGGUGUCGCAUCGGCAUCGGCGACGGCAUUGCAGCAGGCCGGUCGCGCCGAUGCGUCGGCCAAGGCAGCGUCGGAUGCCAAGCCCGAGCGCCAGGACGGCUCCUCGGAGCAGCCGGCGGUCAAGCGUAAGCGGCCACAAUCGUGCGACACGUGCCGAUCGCGCAAGAUCAAGUGCGUUCGCCUCCAAGUCGAGGGCCUCGAGCCGGGGGCGGAUCAGCGCUGCGUACAGUGUCGCGCCAUCGAGGCCAAGUGCACGUUCGACUACAUCCCCAAGCGACCUGGCCCGCAGAGCUCGUUUGCCCGCACCGCCAAGCGCGAGCAGCAGGCGCUGGCGCAGGCCCAGGCCCAGGCGCGAGCUGCCGCAGCGCUUGGCCAGUCGCGCGGCAAGGCCGUCCCCGCCAAGCUCCUGCCCUCUCCAUCGACCGAUGUGCCUCCGUUUUCGGCCGGCGGCAACAUCAACAAUAACGGCCUCAACAGCAACGGCAACGGCGGCGGCAACGAUCACGAUGGCGGCGGCAUCAGCAGCUACAGCGCUGCGCAGAUCGCCGACGGCUUCGACGAGGCCUGGUACAAGGCCUUUUCCCAGUCGCUGCAGGGGCCCGUGCCGCCCCCGCCCGCGUUUGGCAGCCACGUCCGCGCCUCGCCGCUCAGCAGCGGCAGCCACGACUUUUUCGCGACGGGCCGCCAUGCGCUCGAUAUGUCGCUGUCGCCGUUCGGUUCAGUGGCGCCGGCGCUCAAUUCGGCGGGCGACUUGACUGGCUCUGGCUCGAUGGCGGGUCAGCAGUCCUCUGCCUCGAGUGGCGACGUCCAGAUGGCCCAGCUUGAUCGGCGCUGGUCGGAUCUGUCUGGGUUCGACGGCGCCGCUGCGGCUUCCUCUGCCUCUGCCCCGUCUCGGGGCGCCGCAGGUGGUGCCGCUGAGCUCGUCCAGCUCUACGCACAGCAGCACUCGCAGAGCCACGCCCAGCCUCAGCACCACCUCCAGCAACAGCCGUCGCAGCAGCAGCAGCCUCAGCGAGCCGCGGACAUCGGCAUGUUCCUACAGCCCAGCGGCGCUGCCGCCGCCGCUUCGUCGCAGGUCAAGUCGGUGCCGCUGCAGGUGCCCCUGCCUCCGGACUCGCGCGGCCAGUCGCCCAACUCGGCCGCCAUGGCCAGCUCGGUCCUGCCGCUGCAGUCGCCUGCAUCGUACUCGGAGAGCGCCGCCAGCGGUCCGCUGCGCCCGCGCUCGUACAGCGGCAAGCGCAAGGCGAGGGGCCACUCGUCGCUAAGCAAGGUGUAUGCCGGCCCCGUGAUGCGGCCGCGCUCGCUCGACGACAUUGCGCCGAGGCAGACGUUCCUCUCGGUGCUGGCGCUCUACUUCCACUACCUCUGGCCCUUGAUGCCCAUCGUCGACCGGCCCUCGUUCAGCCUCGACCUCAUCACGCGCCGCGACGCCCGCGACGAGACCUUCCUGGCGUUUGUGCUGAGCCUGACGGCGUAUACGCUGAUCCAGUGCCCGCGCACGGUGAUCCCGGCGCCCUGGUCCCUCUUUCGCAAGCUGCACCGCAUCUGCCAUCGCACCUCGCGCCGGAUGCAGCCGCGGCGGUACGACCCCCCGCAGCUGCUCCACGUCGCCACGCUCUACUGCGACCACAUCUACCUCGGCACCGUCGGUCAAAACAAUGCGGCCAAUGCCGCGCUCGGCGAGGCGGUGCGCGUCGCCUAUACGCUCGGUAUCCACGACGAGCGUCGUCUCGACCCGCACAGCGCUCGCAACGCCUUUGGCUUCGGGCUGGGCGGCGGCGGCGGUGGCGGUGGCGGUCCCGGUGGCGGCGGCAGUGUGCCUCGACGCCCUGUCAACGCCGUCGAGCGCGAGCUGCGCAAGCGCCUCUUCUGGCUGCUGCACGGCAGCUCGACGACGAUUGCGGUGCUGCAGGACGAGCCAAUGUUCAUCCGCGACAUCGAUACCUGCGUCGACCUGCCGCUCGCCGUCGACGAGGAGACGCUGACCUCGCCGCACCUCGAGCAGCGCGGGCCGAGCCUGCUGUGCGGCUUCGUCACCGUCAGCCGCCUCCACCAGCUGCUGAGCGAGCUGCUCGAGAUGUACCGCCGCGACCGCCGCUUCCCGCCCAACGACCUCCCGACAGCCAAGUCGCGCCUGGGCUACAUCGCCAACAUCCUCAAGCGGGUGCGCAAGACGCUGGCCGACAUGCCCGAGCAGCUUCGCAAGCCGCAGUUCACCCACCAGCCGCCGCCCUCGUCGCGCCCGGCGGGCGUCGGCCUGCCGGAUGUCGGGUCGCGGCUGACGAUGCUCGGCGGCGGUCCCUUCGACCAGCAGCAGCAGCAGCAGCACUCGCAGCAGAAGCAGCAACAUCAACUACAACAACAGCAGCGCAUGCCGCUGCAGGCGAUCGGGAUGUCCAGGCCCCUCUCGCCGAGCCUGUUUGGCGGCAAGAGCGCCAGCAGCGUCCACAACGGCAGCGAGCCGGCGUGGCCGUGGCCUGCCGAUGCUUUCGACAAGGACGGGCUGCCCAACGCCGAGGCGACGUCCAACAACUCGUCGGCCAACCACUCGCCGCGCGCGCAGAGCGUGCAGAGCGUGCCGACGUCGGGGCCCGGGUCGCUGAGCGAGGGCUAUCCGGGCAUGUCGGCGGCGGCCUCGGUGGUGGCCUCGUCGCAGUGGCAGCAGCCGGGCGGCAUCGGCGGCGGCGGCUACAACGGCCCCGUCACGACUUCGAGCGAGCAGUGGAACCCGUUCGAGGAGCUGUACGGCAACGCACCGGGCGCGGCGAGCAAGACGGGCUUCUCGACGCCGAGCAUGGCCAUGGACAUUGAGCCGCGCCCCGAGAGCGAGACAGACCCCGCGGUGACGGCCAUGGCCAUGGAUCAGGUCAACGCGUUCCGUCCCUCGCCGCCGCCGCAGCCGGAGCGGGAGCGGGAGCGGGAGCCGAUCCUCUCGCCGCUCUGCACGCUGCACGCCAACGUGAUUGUGACCGAGGCCAUGGUCCGCUUCGUCAUGGUCGAGUAUCGCGAGCUCAUCGGCGCGCGCGUGGCCGACCUGCGCGCACGCGGCCAGGUCGACUUUGACGGCGGCCUCGGCGGCGGCAACCGUCCGGGCGAGGCGGGUGCGUUUGGCUACAACGAGAGCGAAGAUGGCUGGGAGGCGGCGGCCAAGGACAUGCUCGACGUGCUGCACGGCAUGCCGCUCGAGGCGCUCGCCAGCAACGGCCAGUCGAUGACGUCCAAGAUCAUCUACGUCGUCUCGAGCUUGCUCAACCGGACGGCGACCAACACGCGGGGCUACUCGUACAUGACGAGCUUCCUGCAGAUGCUGACGAGGCUGUCGCAGGACCGCGGUCCGAACGAGGAGGAGCACAACGAGGACCUCGAGUCGUCUGACGACGACGACGGCGACGACGUCGCCAUGCCCUACUUCCACGCCGAGCCCGGCGGUUCGGAGCCCAAGCGGGCGGCGACGGGCGGCGGGAUCGGGUCGGACGCCGGCGCCUCUGAGCUGCAGCAGCCUGGCCAGCAUGGGCCGGGGCAGCAGCAGCAGCAGUUGCAGCCGCCGCCAGCGUCAAAUCUCGCACCUUCGGCGAUGGGGCCCACCAGCCCGUCCAAGGCCAUGGCGAACGCAAGCAGCGGCAGCGUGACGCACCCAGGGGCGUCGGAGUCGCAGUCGCAGUCGCAGCGGGCAGCUGCGGCGGGAGGGGGACGACACCGGGCGCCGUCGUCAACCAGCUGCAGCGCCCGCCCGCUGAUGCCGCCUCGAUCGGCGUCGGCUUCGGCGGCAGGGGGACCAGCCAUGGCGGUUGCGCAGACGCCCAACGAUUGUUGA